AUGAUGUCGCCGAGUCGCACGCUGGCCGGGUCUCUGCCGUGCCUCGCCUUCCACCACGGCGCGGGCCGACCCACGCCGAUCUUCCACGUGUCGGAGAAGAAGACGAUCGCCGACGACAUCGACGAGCUGAAGGGCAAGGAGAUCUGCCCAGCCACGCACGGCUUCAUGCUGGUCAGGUGCCCUGCCUCCGCGUCCACCUUCCUGUGGAGUCCCCAGAACCGAGGCGGCAAGAUCGAGCUGCCGCCGUUACCAAUCGAACAUGAUCUGUUCAUAGACUGCACCUGCCUGCUCUCCAACAAGCCCACCGCUCCCAACUCCGUCGUGCUUCUCGUCGAGCCUUACGCCACCCUCAUCUGGUACUGUCAUAUCGGAGACGAUCAGUGGGAGAAACACGACUACUACAUCGGAACCCAGCCGGCCCUCGACCUGCAAUCCGAGGACAAAGAGGUCAUAACUCCGAUCGCGGCAUGCGGGGGCAAGUUUUAUUUCAACAGCACACAAAUCGAGCUUGGUGUUGUUGAUUUCUGCCCUGCUCCCAUAUUCAGUUCCAUCAAGAUGAACGACGUGGUCGAUGAUAUCUACGGUGUUGAACUGGCUCCAGCUCAAGUUUUUCUGGUGGAAUCGGACGGGGAGCUCUAUAUGGUUUCCUUGUUAUUCGUCACAACGGCAAAAACAAUUUAUGGUGCAAGAGUUCAUAGGAUGGAUUUCUCAAGGCAGAGAUGGAGAAAAGUGUAUGAUCUUGGUGAUCGGGCGUUCCUCUUGUCCCUGUUCAACUCUGGUGCUCUCUGCUCUGUCGGCAAGUCUGGACUGCGAGAGAACUGCAUCUACAUGGCGUAUCCUUGGGAGCAGACCUUGCACAUUUUCAGUGUAAAAGAUGGUAGCAUGGAGACGCACAAGCUGGAUGAUGCUCCGUCCUCGGACAAGGCAUUCUGGAUGCUCCCCGCCAAUCCAUAG
This is a messenger RNA of Triticum turgidum subsp. durum (durum wheat), 954 nucleotides long. Lineage: Eukaryota; Viridiplantae; Streptophyta; Magnoliopsida; Poales; Poaceae. The record is from the annotation of a GenBank genome assembly.